CGUUAAUCGGCAUAGUGUUUAAAUUCUCUUUGGUGUUUUAUGAAACAAAUAGGCAAAUGUUACAUUUAACAGACAUUUAUGAUUAAUCGGUUUAAUGCAAAUAAAUAAUAAUCAGGAAAUAUUCAUUACAUUUCCAUAGCAAAAUGGUGAAACUAACUAUAGAAUUGAUACAGAGUUCCAUGCAAUAUAUGAACCCCUGUAGAGAUCGAGAAUUGGAUCUUAGAGGCUACAAAAUUCCUCAAAUUGAAAAUAUGGGGGCGACUUUAGAUCAGUUCGAUACAAUUGAUUUUUCUGAUAAUGAUAUUAGAAAACUAGAUGGAUUUCCUUUACUUAAGCGAUUAAAGUGUCUAUUUUUCAACAAUAACAGGAUUGUACGUCUGGGUGAAAAUUUAGAGCAAUAUAUACCAAAUCUCGAUACAUUAGUUUUGACUAAUAACAAUAUUUCGGAAUUGGGGGACCUAGAUCCAUUAGCUACAUUGCCUAAACUUAAAUCAUUGUCUCUAAUGCACAACCCAGUAGCAAAUAAGCAGCAUUACAGGGCAUAUGUAGCAUUUAAGUUACCAGAGUUAAGGCUGUUAGAUUUUAGAAAAAUCAAACAAAAAGAAAGAGAGGAGGCUCUUUCUCUGUUCAAAAGCAAAAAAGGGAAAGAAAUGCAAAAAGAAAUCACAAGAAAGGCAAAAACCUUUGUGCCCGGUGGAACCAUUCCAGAUUCAAAAGUUACAAAUCUUACGCCACAAGAAAUACAUAAGGUCAGAGAUGCCAUUAAAAAUGCUACUUCAUUGCAAGAGGUUGAAAGGUUAACAAGAAUGUUGCAAGCUGGGCAGAUUCCUGGGCAAAAACCCUUGCAGGCUCAAAGCACACAGAAUGGACUGCAAGAUGAAGAUGAGGCAAUGGAUACCAAUCAAUCUAAUGGUCAAUAGGGAAUUGCUAGUCCCGGAUAUUAGCUGUAAGAACAGAUAGAUACUUUGUUUUUUCAUUUAUUUUGCUGAAUCGAACAGACCUUCAGAUUAUAAUGCGAGUGAAAGAAAAGAUACUAUACAAAGAGAAACAACUGUAGAAUUAUUCAUAAUUCCAACUUCAUUUCAAAGCCUGCAUUUAUUAAAUAAAGUUUUUCAAUAUA
This is a messenger RNA of Leptidea sinapis, 1120 nucleotides long. It is a transcript of the gene U2A, whose product is annotated as U2 small nuclear ribonucleoprotein A'. The transcript is spliced from 6 exons. Gene Ontology annotation, molecular function: protein binding; U2 snRNA binding. Bases 144 to 920 code for a protein of 258 amino acids. Gene Ontology annotation, biological process: mRNA splicing, via spliceosome. Lineage: Eukaryota; Metazoa; Arthropoda; Insecta; Lepidoptera; Pieridae. Gene Ontology annotation, cellular component: U2 snRNP. The record is from RefSeq and is a predicted model, not a curated record.